This is a messenger RNA of Chaetura pelagica (chimney swift), 579 nucleotides long. RefSeq names its product centrin, EF-hand protein, 2 (gene CETN2). Lineage: Eukaryota; Metazoa; Chordata; Aves; Apodiformes; Apodidae. The record is from RefSeq and is a predicted model, not a curated record. Gene Ontology annotation, biological process: centriole replication; nucleotide-excision repair; mitotic cell cycle. The transcript is spliced from 4 exons. The coding region runs from base 1 to 579 and encodes 192 amino acids. Gene Ontology annotation, molecular function: calcium ion binding. Gene Ontology annotation, cellular component: centriole; centrosome.
AUGCUUCGCUCCCCUCAGGGGCUGGGCCUGACUCCCCCUUUGCUCUUGUCUUGCUGUGCCAAGGCCUCCAGCUUCAAGAAGCCCUCCCUGGGCUCCACGAGCCAGAGGAAGAAGGCAAGUCCCAAGCUGGAGCUGAUGGAGGAGCAGAGGCAGGAGAUCCAAGAGGCCUUCGACCUGUUUGACACCGACGGCACCGGGAGCAUCGACGUGAAGGAGCUGAAGGUGGCCAUGAGAGCACUCGGGUUUGAACCUAAAAAAGAAGAGAUCAAGAAAAUGAUAUCUGAUAUUGAUAAGGAAGGAACAGGGAAAAUCAGCUUCAGUGACUUCUUGGCAGUGAUGACCCAGAAAAUGGCUGAAAAAGAUUCCAAAGAGGAGAUUCUCAAAGCUUUCAAGCUCUUUGAUGACGAUGAAACUGGCAAAAUCUCCUUCAAAAACCUCAAGCGCGUCGCCAAAGAACUGGGGGAGAAUCUCACAGAUGAGGAGCUGCAGGAGAUGAUUGACGAGGCAGACAGAGAUGGGGAUGGGGAAGUGAACCAGCAGGAGUUCUUGCGGAUCAUGAAGAAGACCAGCCUCUACUGA